Labrus bergylta (ballan wrasse) is the source of this 2652-nucleotide messenger RNA. RefSeq names its product FKBP prolyl isomerase 5 (gene fkbp5). The record is from RefSeq and is a predicted model, not a curated record. Lineage: Eukaryota; Metazoa; Chordata; Actinopteri; Labriformes; Labridae. Gene Ontology annotation, molecular function: peptidyl-prolyl cis-trans isomerase activity; protein binding.
CCCUCUCUCUCUCUCUCUCUCUCUCUCUCUUUUUCUGCCUCUCUCUCACCAGUGUCAUUUCCAAGUCUGAGAUCCAUGUGGCUACUGCACCGGCACGUUUAUCGUCAGCAGAGGGGAUAAGGGAUAAAGGGGGUGAGUGAAAAAAAAGGGGCAAAAACAGCGCUACAUAGUAAGCACAUGUGCAGAACAUUUAGUACCCUGGAUGAUACGAGAUGAGAGGGGUGGCUUGAAUUAGGAGGAAUACGACGCGAUUUAAAGUCUACCGACAGGAUUUCCAGCCGAUCACUGGCCGUUUUUUUUUUGGAAAAACCUUAAAACAGGAUCUCAAGUGCUACUGUGUGAUGCCCACAUGCAGAAAUGACCACUGAUCAGGAUCUACCUAUGGACGGCCAGUCGGCCACAGCCAUGUUUGCUUCAAAGGGCAUCGAUGUAACAGCAAACAAAGACCAAGGCGUUAUCAAGGUUGUGAAGCGUCAGGGGCUGGAUGGAGACCGGCCGAUGAUCGGGGACAGAGUAACUGUUCACUACUCCGGGAAACUUCUGAAUGGGAAGAAGUUUGACUGCAGUCGAGACCGCAAAGAACCUUUUUGCUUCAAUGUGGGCAAAGGACAAGUUCUGAAGGCCUGGGAUGUUGGUGUGUUGUCUAUGCACAGAGGAGAGGUGUGCACGUUCCUAUGCAAACCUGAAUACGCUUACGGCACCGCCGGCAACCCUGACAAGAUUCCUUCCAACUCUCCGGUAGUGUUUGAGAUGGAGCUACUCAAGUUUGAAGGAGAGACGCUUACACAUGACAGCGGCAUUCUGAGAAGAAUAAAAGUCAAAGGAGACGGGUACACUAAUCCAAAUGACGGAGCAAGUGUUGACGUGCACCUGGAGGGAAGCUGUGGCGGUCGGUUGUUUGACUGCAGGGACGUUAGCUUCAUAGUGGGUGAGGCUGAAGACAAAGGUGUCCCUCUCGGCGUGGAUCGAGCCAUGGACAAGAUGCAGAAAGGAGAGUGCUGCCUACUUUAUUUACAACCAAAGUACGGCUUUGGAAGCGAAGGUAAACCAGAGUACAAAAUUGGACCAGACAAAGAAAUUGUGUACGAAGUUACCCUCAAAGACUUUAAAAGGGCGAAAGAAUCCUGGGAAAUGGACUUGAACGAAAAGCUGAGCCUGGCUUUUGGAGUGAAGCAUAAAGGGAAUCAUUAUUUUAAGUCCGGGCGGUAUCAGCAGGCAGUCAUCCAGUACCAGCGCAUCAUUUCCUGGCUAGAAAUGGAGUGUGGUACUGGGAUAGAGCAGCAGAAGAGGAUACAGGACUUUCUCCUGACGUCUCAUCUCAAUUUAGCGCUGUGUUUCCUGCGGAUAAAAGAGUUCUCACAGGUGGUGGAGAACUGCAACAAGGUAAUAGAGCUGGAUGAAAACAACGAGAAGGCUUUGUAUCGUCGUGGGGAAGCCCGUCUCCUUCGUAACGAGUUCAGCCUGGCCAUGGCGGACUUUCAGCAAGUGCUCCAAGUCAACCCCUCAAACCGGGCAGCUCGUGCUCAGAUUUCCAUCUGCCAAAGCAAGAUUAAGGAACAUCAUGAGCAGGACAAGAAAACCUACGCAAACAUGUUCCAGAAAUUUGCAGAAUCUGAUGCCAAGACUGGGAAGACGAGGAGGAGGAGGGACGAGAGCUUGAGGAGCAGCAUGAACGGUGAAGUGGGCACUAAACGACGACGGAGGAGUCAAGACUGUCCUUCAUAUUGACGCUUUGAAGGGAGGGAGAAAAAAGAAGCCUGUCUUGCCACUUGCUUUCUAAGCCCUGAAAGAGAAGUCAGGGACAACAUUGUUCAAGGCCUGAAUCCAAACCUCUUUCUCCAAAUCCAACGUUACCAUUCCUGCAUUUAAAGCAGAGGUUAAAUGGGGACAUUUGCAAACUGAACAGCAUUUCUCCUGUCUCACCCACUCUGCAACUGCCAGGACUAAACCUCCAGUGGAUUUAUCACUGCAGACUCAAUGAGUUGAGAUCGUCCAACACUUCAAGCCCCAGCUUUGUUUUUUGAAAAUGUUUUAAUUUAUUUCUUCAAAAACACAGAGAAAUUCCAUUUUAUCUGUCAACAGGCUGCUGUGUAGAGCUGAGAUGUGCCUCCACAGUGUGUUUCUAACUCCAAAACUGUGCUCUGACUUGUAUUUUAUAUUAAGCAUUUUCUUGGGCAGCUGCAUGCAUGUGUCAUGAGGUGUUUGGGAUUCAGACUUGAAACUUUGCAAUUUUUUUCAUGUGCAAUAUGUACUUUGUAACAAGUCUUUAAACUAGCUUUGGAUCAUAAAAGAAACCAUUCAUAAUGUUAGACAGCCUGCUUUCAUUCACUGGCAGACACUGAAAAUACAGAAGAGGUUUAAGUAAUACGAUCUCAGGACUCACAAUGAAUGAAAACUUCUCCAAAUGUUAUAUUUCAAUAUUGUCAUAAAUCACCCAUAGGCCAUAGCAAGCUCAAGUUUCUUAUAGACAAAGGCAAAGAGAGGAAUCUGAAAGAACAAAAGCGAAGAUAACACAUUAGGUCCAACAUGGAAAAUUCACAAUUACUAUCACUGUAUGAGUUUCUGCUAGUUAUCACUGAUUUAAUCAGAGAAUAAAUUGUUACAUUUAACUAACACCUACAAAGAUGAACUGGUACAUUUGAAAAAAAAAAA